This is a messenger RNA of Scomber japonicus (chub mackerel), 906 nucleotides long. It is a transcript of the gene stx11b.1, whose product is annotated as syntaxin 11b, tandem duplicate 1. Bases 1 to 906 code for a protein of 301 amino acids. NCBI's taxonomy places the organism in Eukaryota, Metazoa, Chordata, Actinopteri, Scombriformes, Scombridae. Gene Ontology annotation, molecular function: SNARE binding; SNAP receptor activity. The transcript has a single exon. The record is from RefSeq and is a predicted model, not a curated record. Gene Ontology annotation, cellular component: presynaptic active zone membrane; plasma membrane; synaptic vesicle. Gene Ontology annotation, biological process: synaptic vesicle fusion to presynaptic active zone membrane; exocytosis; intracellular protein transport.
AUGAGGGACAGACUGAGCCACCUGCAAGAAAUGUCCAAUGGCCAUGUGGAGCCAAUGGAGCCAAUGGAGUAUGCAGAGUCCACUGUUUCAGAAACCUUCAGUAAUGUGGACCUGGAGGACGAGUUGCCCCAUGAGGCAGUCGUGUUCGACAACAGCCCUGCUCUAGAAGAGGUCUUUGAACAGACACAAGAUAUCCACAAGGAGAUCCAGCUCAUUCGCCUAGAGAUUAAAAAGCUUAAUGAGCAGAACUCUCGCAUGCUCCACAGCGUCACCACCAUGAGCACUAUCAAAAGAGACUCUAACGCCAUUGGUGCUGAUAUAAAGGCUCGGGCAGAGGGCGUGUUGUCACGUCUGCGGGACAUGGACGGCACAGCCCACAAGCUAGAAGAAUUGCAUGGCUCAAAUUCCGCCAUCACACGUGUAGCCAGAACCCAGUAUGCUUGCCUCAGCAAUGGUUUCCGCGAUGCCAUGUUUGACUAUAAUGAAGCUGAGAUGAGCCAUCGUGAGAACUGUAAAGCCCAGAUCCAGAGGCAAAUGGUGAUAGUGGGGCGUGAAGUGACAGGUGAGGAGGUGGAGGAGAUGAUUGAGAAAGGCCAGUGGAACAUCUUUACAGACAACGUUGUGAGUGAAGGGAAAACGGCUCGGUCAGCUUUGUCCCAGAUUGAGAAACGUCACCAGGAGUUGGUGGAGCUGGAGGCUCGUAUUCAGGGCAUCCAUGAAAUUUUCCUGGACAUCGCCCUGCUGGUAGAGGAGCAAGGCCCCAUGUUAACCUCCAUCCAAACCAACGUACAGAAAACAGAUGAACACAUACAGGAAGCCCUUGUCAAACUUGGUAGAGCCAAACGUCUUGACAAGGGCAACCCCUGUAAGAAGUUGUUUUGCGGUUGCUUCCCAUGUUACAAUUAG